Molecule: messenger RNA, 754 nt
Organism: Xenia sp. Carnegie-2017
Lineage: Eukaryota; Metazoa; Cnidaria; Anthozoa; Malacalcyonacea; Xeniidae
Product: protein mono-ADP-ribosyltransferase PARP15-like
Exons: 2
Coding region: 34-432 (132 amino acids)
Biological process (GO): negative regulation of gene expression
Cellular component (GO): cytoplasm; nucleus
Molecular function (GO): transcription corepressor activity; NAD+ poly-ADP-ribosyltransferase activity
Source: RefSeq, a predicted model, not a curated record
UUGUAUUCUCGGUACCAGGCCUUUAAGAGUUCUAUGUGUGGUGAUGUGAAUGAAAUGCGUCUUUUUCACGGCACUAAUCCAAACAACGUUCGCUCAAUAAAUUCGAAUAACUUCAGCCGAAGCUUUGCAGGUGUAAAUGCUGUAAAAUAUGGAAAUGGAGUAUAUUUUGCCAGAGAUGCAUCGUAUUCUCUCGUGUACUCUCUUCAUCAGUGUUCUGGAUCACAACCAAAGAUGUACAUCGCCAAAGUUCUUGUUGGAGAGUACACAUUGGGUAAGGAGGGACUAAAGGAGCCACCAUCAAAAAAUGAUCCCGGUAACCCAGGUCUACUUUAUGAUUCUGUUGUGGAUACUCCAAGCAAUCCAACAAUAUUCGUCAUUUUCCAAGAUAACCAGUCCUAUCCUGAGUAUCUUAUAACAUUAAACAAACAAUAAAGCAGCAGUUUCAGGAGAUUUUCGUCUCUAAAUACGAAGUAAAAAAGUUCUGCAAUUCUUAUUUUAGUAAUGAUCAAUUUUAUUCUGCACAUUUCUUUCACUAGCUAGAAACAUUUUUGUAAUUUUUCUUAAGUACAACUCUAUGUUAUGCACUCUACAUAAACAUUUGAUAUUUACUGCUGAAUUCAGUAAUGUGACUGUAGCUGAUUUUAUUUUCUUUCUCGGCAACAUGUCGUACAUAUUUAUUCUUUUUAAUCAAAUUUACUGUAAACUAUAUUCACAUGUACAACAAUGUAACAUUAAAUCUUCUGUUGAGAUGAUG